This is a messenger RNA of Melanaphis sacchari, 928 nucleotides long. Its product is annotated as INO80 complex subunit B. Gene Ontology annotation, cellular component: Ino80 complex. The record is from RefSeq and is a predicted model, not a curated record. The coding region runs from base 101 to 817 and encodes 238 amino acids. The transcript is spliced from 5 exons. Gene Ontology annotation, biological process: chromatin remodeling. Lineage: Eukaryota; Metazoa; Arthropoda; Insecta; Hemiptera; Aphididae.
UGUACAUUGUAGAACAAUUAAUAUAAAUACAUUUCUUACUUUCUAUAGUCAUAACUUAUAAUUUAUUGUGUUUGCUAGUGAUCAUUAAUCUUAAACCAACAUGUCUGGUCAUGAUGAAUAUGUCGAUGUAAUGACAUCCAGUCCACCUCUUACAACUAAAGCAACCUUGCAAAGUUCAGGGAUAAAGAAAAAAAAAGUAAAAAAUAAUAAAGACAAUCCAGGAUCAAGUGAUGAAGAACGAUGGUUAAAAGCAAUCGAAACAGGUAAAUUGGAUGAAGUUGAUGAUGAAUUAAAGAAAAUUAAAAAAAAGGAUCCAAAAAUGAUGACCGCUAGACAAAGAGCUAUGUUUGAUAGAAAGUCUGACAAAGAAUUCACCGAAGAACUCGUUGCAUUGCCUUCAGGAUAUCGGGAAAAAGUAUUAACUCCAGAAAUGCUACAAAAAAAAGCUAUUAAAUCACAAAAAAGAAAACAACAAGCAGAUGAAAAAAGGGAAAAUGAUAAAAAACGUACCAUGGAAAGAUUAUUGAAAAAACAUGAAAGCAAAUCUAAAACAAAUGCUAAAGGCCGGAUGGCAAGAAAGGCUGUUAAUAAUAUUAUUUAUGUAAAUAAAAAUGACAAAGUGUCUCUACUAUUUCCAGAAGGUGUCGAAUUUCCUCUCAAAAAAUCAUUAAUUAAGCCUCCACCUGCUCAAAAAAUGUGUGGUGUAGAUGGAUGUGAAAAUCCUAAGAAAUAUUCGUGCUCUCGAACAGGUUUACCAUUAUGUAGCUUACAAUGUUAUAAUGCAAAUCAAUUAAAUAUUUGGAACACUGUAUGCUGAUUAAGCCUUCAUAUUUUUGAUGGUCUUGUUGGUGGUAUCAAUUUUUUUAAUUCGGAGUCAAUUUUUCGGUCAACCAUCACUUUCAUCACAAAUUCACCUUGUUGAAAUGGU